Sugiyamaella lignohabitans is the source of this 3522-nucleotide messenger RNA. RefSeq names its product Sln1p (gene SLN1). Gene Ontology annotation, cellular component: membrane. Gene Ontology annotation, molecular function: phosphorelay sensor kinase activity. NCBI's taxonomy places the organism in Eukaryota, Fungi, Ascomycota, Dipodascomycetes, Dipodascales, Trichomonascaceae. The transcript has a single exon. Gene Ontology annotation, biological process: phosphorylation; cellular hyperosmotic response; phosphorelay signal transduction system. The record is from RefSeq and is a predicted model, not a curated record. Bases 1 to 3522 code for a protein of 1173 amino acids.
AUGGCAGCUGUUCUCGAAACUCCACCCCUGACCCCUUUGGGUCCUUACGAUGAAACUUACCAAGCAAUUUAUAACUUGGUUUCUGGUGUUGUGCCUGGCACUGUAGCAUCGCUACCGGGCCCAGACUCUGAAAACAAGCGCUUGCUAUUGGAAGAAUUAUCACGUUUGGGCUAUGGCCAUUCUUUUAACAACCUCCCGGCGAAAGAGUGCAAAAAUGGAAGCUAUCGCAAUGUUACAGCAGUUCCUGAAGCUCCCGCUUCAAAUGGUUUACUCAGCAGUCUUUUUAGUACAGUUCAAAAGCAACAGCAGCAAAUCAACAGCCAGAGAGCUACUGUGGACUCGCUUGAGUCCAAUUUAUCACAAGCGAGAGCUCUUGUUAAUGCAUUUACUGACUCAAUCCAGCCUGAUCAAAAGCGAAUCGUCGACACUGACCUACUCGAUCGUGAACUAACGAAGUCCCAAAAUGCGAACAAGGCUUUCCAGAAGGCGCUAAGGGAAAUCGGUGAAGUAGUUAUUGCUGUCGCACAAGGUGACCUGUCGAAGAAAGUGACCGUUCAUGCUCAGGAAAUGGACCCUGAAAUUGUAAAAUUCAAGGAGACUAUUAAUACUAUGAUGGACCAACUGCAACGGUUCGCUAGUGAGGUUACCCGUGUAGCUACAGAAGUUGCAGGAGGUACUCUGGGUGGUCAAGCUGAGGGCGAAGGAACAGUAGGUGUUUGGCGAGAACUCACGGAUAAUGUUAAUGUUAUGGCAUCCAACCUGACAAACCAAGUGAGAGAAAUUGCUGACGUCACUCGUGCGGUUGCUAAGGGUGAUUUGUCCCGUAAAAUCAAUGUUCAUGCCCAAGGAGAGAUCCUCGAGUUGCAAAAAACGAUUAAUACAAUGGUGGAUCAGCUGCGUACUUUUGCUUUUGAGGUCACGCGAGUAGCUCGUGAAACAGGUGUAGAAGGUCGACUUGGUGGCCAAGCCCAAAUUGAAGAUGUUGAGGGAAUUUGGAAAGAGCUUACCGAUAAUGUAAAUGCCAUGGCCAGUAAUCUUACUGAUCAAGUAAGAAAUAUUGCCAAUGUUACUACUGCUGUAGCUCGAGGUGAUUUGUCUCAAAAGGUAUCCGCAGAUUGUAAGGGUGAAAUUUUGGACCUUAAGUCGACUAUCAAUAAGAUGGUGGAUCGUUUGCAGACUUUCGCUACUGAGGUCACUACGUUAGCUAGGUCUGUUGGUACUGAGGGUAUUCUUGGUGGUCAGGCAAGAGUAGAGGAUGUCGAAGGAGCGUGGAAAGAAAUAACUGAAAAUGUCAACGUCAUGGCUUCGAACCUGACAACACAAGUACGCAGUAUCGCACAUGUUACUACCGCAGUCGCCGAAGGUGACUUGUCUCAAAAAAUUGACGUUCAUGCGCAAGGUGAAAUGCUAGCACUGAAAUCAACUAUCAAUAAGAUGGUGGACCGAUUACAGUUAUUCGCCUCUGAAGUAACGCGUGUCGCCAAAGAUGUCGGUAUCGAUGGUAAACUAGGUGUCCAAGCCCAAGUAUCGGAUGUCGAUGGGCUCUGGAAAGAAAUCACCACCAAUGUCAAUACAAUGGCUGCCAAUUUGACAACACAAGUACGUGCAUUUGCACAGAUCACUGCUGCUGCCACUGAUGGUGAUUUUACAAGAUUUAUUACCGUAGAAGCAAGCGGUGAGAUGGACGCCCUUAAAACGAAAAUUAACCAGAUGGUUCUAAACUUGCGAGAAUCUAUUCAAAGGAACACAGCUGCCCGUGAAGCUGCUGAGUUGGCCAAUCGAGCCAAAUCUGAAUUUUUGGCUAAUAUGUCUCACGAAAUCCGUACUCCAAUGAAUGGUGUCAUUGGAAUGACACAGUUGACUUUAGAUACUGAAUUGACUCAAUAUCAGAGGGAAAUGCUCUCAAUUGUUCACAAUUUAGCCAACUCGCUACUAACAAUCAUCGAUGAUAUUUUAGAUAUCUCGAAGAUUGAGGCCAAUCGAAUGACCAUUGAGAAGAUUGCUUUUUCUUUGCGUGGCACUGUAUUCGGUGCUCUCAAGACUCUAGCUGUCAAGGCAAAUGAAAAACCGCUAGAUCUGGUCUACAAGAUUGACAACACAUUUCCAGAUAGUUUAGUUGGUGAUUCAUUCAGAUUGAGGCAAGUCAUUUUGAACCUUGUUGGUAAUGCUAUUAAGUUUACAGAGAGCGGUGAAGUAGCUCUUAGUGUACGAAAGGCAGAUGAUCAGUCGAAGGGAAACCCUGAUGAAAUGAUGAUUGAAUUCUGUGUGUCGGAUACUGGUAUAGGUAUCCAAGGUGAUAAGCUUGAUGUAAUCUUCGAUACUUUCUGUCAAGCUGAUGGAUCUACUACAAGAAAGUUUGGUGGCACUGGUCUUGGUCUAUCAAUCUCGAAACGAUUGAUAAACUUGAUGGGUGGUGAUAUUUGGGUCAAAUCCGUAUAUGGUAAAGGAUCCCAGUUCUAUUUUACAUUGGCUCUUCAACCCGCUGAUGCUGGCCUCACUCAGCUUCUUGAAAGCAUUGCACCUUUCCGUAAUCAUUAUGUUUUGUUUAUUGACACUGUCCACGAACCACAAGUGACAGAGCAACUUGUUGAAAAUAUGGCACGACUCUAUCUCAACUGUAUUGUUGUGCAUUCAGUAGAAGAGGCGCCCUUGCCAGAAAAUUAUACUGGUCCCAAAUUCGAUACGAUUAUUGUGGACACAUUAGAAGUUGCAACUAAAUUGAGAAUGUUAAACCAUCUGAAGUACAUUCCAUUAGUGUUACUCAACCCUUGUAUUCCACAAGUGAACCUGAAGUUGUGUCUCGAUCUAGGUAUUACGUCUUAUGGUAAUACGCCCUGCUCUACCCAUGACAUAGGAAACGUACUAAGACCUGCUCUUGAAAGUCGUGCUGCUCCGCUUAAUUCAGAUGGUGCAAAACAAUUUCACAUUCUUCUGGCUGAAGAUAAUGUGGUGAAUCAAAAACUAGCUGUACGGAUUCUGGAAAAGUACAAGCAUCGUGUAGAAGUGGUAGAAAACGGUUUGGAAGCAUUUGAAGCUGUCAAGCGUAAGAGAUAUGACGUUGUUCUCAUGGAUGUUCAAAUGCCUGAAAUGGGUGGUUUUGAAGCUACUGCAAAGAUCAGAGAAUGGGAGAAACAGAAUAUCACUAUAAGGACCAGGACUCCGAUUGUUGCGCUAACGGCACAUGCCAUGCUGGGGGACAGAGAACGCUGUAUGCAAGCGCAAAUGGAUGAGUAUCUGUCUAAGCCUUUGAAACCAGCAUUACUGGUUCAAACUAUUAAUAAGUGUGUUCAUAGCGUUAACCAGCUCCGUAACCUUGCUCUGGGACCAGCUCAGGCUAACACUGCUCUUGCUAAGAAUAACGGCAAGUCCGGUGUUUCGGCACCUAAGUCUGUGUCGUUACUGCCUUCUGCGGGACAUUCAGGUGCUAGUAGCCAACUUACGGGAGUCAGCGAGAGUAACCGAGGCAAUGCAAGCAAAAGUAACGGUAAAUCUGUCGCUACAAAUGGCAGUAGUGCCAGUUGA